AACGUGCUCUUGUCAGAGGACACUGAAAAGCCUGCUUCUCCUGAGGAGGCCUUGAUGCUGAUGGACAGAAACAUGGAUGUUUUGGAAGUGGCCAUCAAAGAAGCAGCCAGUCAGGGUGCCCACAUCAUUGUGACUCCUGAAGAUGGCAUUUAUGGCUGGGUGUUCACAAGGGAGACGGUAUACCCUUAUCUUGAAGAUAUUCCAGACCCACAGGUGGACUGGAUUCCAUGUGCUGAUCCUGAAAGAUUUGCUCCUUCACCAGUGCAGAAAAGACUGAGCUGCCUGGCAAGGAAUAACUCCAUCUAUGUGGUUGCAAAUAUGGGAGACAAGAAGCCAUGUAAUUCCAGUGACCCAAGGUGCCCAGCUGAUGGUCAUUACCAGUACAAUACCAACGUUGUCUUUGAUUCAGAAGGGAAACUGGUGGCUCGUUAUCACAAGUAUAACCUUUUUGUGACGGAGAAACAGUUUAAUUAUCCCAAGAAUCCAGAAUUUGUGACUUUCAAUACAUCCUUUGGAUAUUUCGGCAUUUUUACUUGUGCAGACAUACUCUUUCAUGACCCAGCUGUGGUCCUGGCAAGCAGAUUUCAGGUUGACACAAUUCUGUUCCCAACUGCUUGGGUUAAUACUCUUCCACUUUUGUCGGCGGUCCAGUUUCACUCAGCAUGGGCUAUGGGAAUGGGCAUCAACUUUCUUUCAGCAAAUACACGCAACUCCACUUUAGAUAUGACAGGGAGUGGUAUUUAUGCCCCAGAUGGUCCAAGAACAUAUUAUUAUAAUACCGAAACAGAAAAUGGUCACCUUCUUGUGACAGAGCUGAGUUCACAUCCACGUUUGUCUCCUGGCUAUCCUCCUGCUGUUAACUGGAAGUUGUAUGCCAGCAGUAUCAAAUGGCUUCCAUCAAAUGACCACUAUUUCAGUGGAGUCGUUUAUCAUGAUCUUUUCUCCUUCACUGAACUCACUGAACCUGAGGGAAAUCGUGCUAUUUGCCAGAAGGACCUCUGUUGCCACCUGAGUUACAAGAUGACAGAGAAGCAGAAAGAUGACAUUUAUGUUCUGGGUGCCUUUGAUGGGCUACAUGUUGUUGAAGGAGAGUAUUAUCUGCAGGUAUGCACGCUGCUCAAGUGUAGGAGCACAGACCCGAGCACAUGUGGGCAGCCGGUGGAGACUGCGCAGACCAAGUUUGACAUGUUCUCCCUCAGCGGCACGUUUGGCACUAACUACGUCUUUCCAGAGGUCUUGUACAGCGGGGUGCAGCUGGCCCCUGGGGAAUUUGAGGUACUAAGUGAUGGGCGUGUGAUAAGCCGGACUGGUACAUCUGAGCCAGUUUUGAGUAUAACACUCUUCGGGAGAUGGUAUGAAAAGGACCCUCCACACACAGAACAAGCUUCACCAUGAUUUCACUGCAGAUGCUUUAGGAUCU
Cygnus atratus (black swan) is the source of this 1420-nucleotide messenger RNA. Its product is annotated as pantetheinase-like. Bases 55 to 1395 code for a protein of 446 amino acids. The record is from RefSeq and is a predicted model, not a curated record. Gene Ontology annotation, molecular function: hydrolase activity, acting on carbon-nitrogen (but not peptide) bonds, in linear amides. The transcript has 7 exons. Lineage: Eukaryota; Metazoa; Chordata; Aves; Anseriformes; Anatidae.